AGGAAAUUGGAAAGAUAUUAAAUAUUAUUUCGGAAAUAAAUCAGUUGACAUUGUCAUACCAAAAAGUCAGACCUUUGAACGAUAUAAAUACAUGGAUUUUUCAUAUCUUAUUACUGUAAACCCGGUGAAAUUCGUUAUUGGUAAACCACCACAACUAUCAAAAUUAACUGCAGUAAUUCGUCCGUUUACUUUUCAGAUGUGGUUAUUAACGCUUUUCGUAUUUUUCAUCUGUGUAAUUAUAUUUACAAUUAUAUUUCGAAAAGAUGAAGAAUUGCAUAAGAGAAAACAUUCAAAAGCAUACGAUAUUGCUUGGGCCUUAUUUGGAUCAUUUUGCGAUCAAGGAAAUGAGUUAUUUUUACCUUCCGGCCACAGCUGCAGGAUGAUUGUCUCGGGAUGGAUAUUUGCAACAUUUAUUUUUACUGCUAGUUAUAGCGGUGCAUUGAUGUCCUUCAUCACAUUUCCUGGUUAUGAAAAUGUUCCCAGAACGUUUACUGAAUUAGUGAAGGCUGCAGAAAAUGGGAAAUAUACUAUAGGCAUAAAUCCUCAUAAUUCAAUUUUCGGAGUGAUUCUUCGAUCAACUGAAGGCACAGGCCUGGCCUUGAAAAAAUUAAUCGAUUCAAAUAAAUUCACAUAUUCCCAACUCGACGAAAAUUUUGCUAUUAGAUUAAUGACAGAAAGUGUUGGUUAUAUAACGUUUGAUCUUUAUAUGAAAUUGAAUCUCAAUCCUUUCGGAAUUGAAAGUUUUCUGAUAUCUACAGAUCAACUAUAUGUUAAUACUAUUGCAAUAGGUAUAAUCAAGAAAUUUCCAUACAAGAAAAACAUCGACAAAGUAAUUUUACGCUUAUUUGAAACCGGAAUUAUCAGGAAGUUCGAGAAGGAUGAAGUAAGAAGAAACAGCAUAAAUCGAUCAUCACAUUCAGAAAACUCCGAAACUAAACUUGUUUUAAACAUGUAUGAUUUGGUUGGACCAUUUUCAAUUCUAGUGGUUGGAUAUACUUUAUCACUAGUUAGUUUAUUUCUUGAAUGCUUUACAGUUAAACUAUAUCGACAUUUCUUUUAAAUAUUUAAAUGCUGUAGAGGUAAUAGGUUGAAAAUUUUGUCUUUACGCAAUGCUGCGAUGUAAAUUAAAUUUAAAUUUAGUAUUGAAAAUAUGCAAGUUUUGAAUAUUAUAAGCAAACUUUUCAUUUAAGUAAUACUUGUACAGUAUCUAUAUAUUUUUUCGCUAGAAUUACAUUACACUAAAUUGAGGUAUUCAACUGUAACUGAAUUCUUUAAGUUCUAUGAACCUUUAUAAAAUAAUAGAUUGAUAUUGAUUUUAUAUAAUGCAAAGUUUUACUAUA
This is a messenger RNA of Centruroides sculpturatus (bark scorpion), 1340 nucleotides long. Its product is annotated as ionotropic receptor 93a-like. Lineage: Eukaryota; Metazoa; Arthropoda; Arachnida; Scorpiones; Buthidae. Gene Ontology annotation, molecular function: ligand-gated monoatomic ion channel activity. The transcript is spliced from 6 exons. The record is from RefSeq and is a predicted model, not a curated record. The coding region runs from base 92 to 1060 and encodes 322 amino acids. Gene Ontology annotation, cellular component: membrane.